AUGUUCUCAGAAGGCCUAGAAGAUAUGAAUGACGAAAAGCGUGCCGGACGUCCGAACACUUCAACAACAGACGACAAAGUGUAUGAAGUGAAGAAAAUGUACGAAUUACGCAAGAAAUGCCCCAUUGGAAUACUCAAAUUGUGCAGUGUUGGUAUUGCUUUUAUAAUUCUGGCUAUACUGAUGUUUGCGAUCGACCCAUUACAGAUACUAGUCGAUAAUCAACUGACCCUCAAGACUGGCACACUACUCUAUAAUUUGUGGCUGAAACCACCGCUUGAAGUGUUUAUAAGUGUGUACAUGUUCAAUAUUACCAAUGUGGAUGCCUUUAUGGGCGGGCACGAUACCAAAUUGAAGGUGGUCGAGGCGGGCCCAUAUGUAUAUCAGGAGUUGUUGGAGAACCAAAAUGUCUUAUUUAACGGCAACAACACUGUCACGUAUACGCCGCAACGAUCUGUGAGAUUUGUGCGCGAACGUUCUGUUGGUGAUCCGCUGGUUGAUAAGAUCGUGGCACCGAAUAUACCCUACUUGGGCGUAAUAUCAGCGGCCGCUGGUUACUCCUUCUUCGCUAGUAUGGCUGUGAAUGCGCUGACGAAGAAAUUCAAUUCGAAGCCGAUGUUGGAGUUGACAGUGCAUGACUAUUUAUGGGGCUAUGAGGAUCCAUUGGUGCAUUUGGCGUCAAAGGUGGUGCCGAAUGUUAUACACUUUCAGCGUUUUGGUCUAAUGGAAAGGAUGUUCGAUGAGGGCCAAAAUGUGGUUACAAUGAAAUUGCCGGACAAGCUGAAAGAAGCGGAAAUGGCGAGCGAUGAUGUUGCAGUUGAGGAAGCAGAUCGUGACUUCUCUAUUGAUAACUGGAAUGGCAUGACGGGUUUCAAAAAUUGGGACUACCACGAAGAUCGCAACCGAAGCAAAACGCCUUGCAACACACUUCGGGGCACAUACGAUGGCACUCUUUUUCCACGAAACAUACACAAAGGUGAAACAUUCCGAGUAUAUCGCAAAGCUUUCUGCCGGAGUCUGCCCAUUCAAUACUCGCACCCUGAGACAGUUAACGGCUUCAAGGGAUAUAAAUUCAAAUUGAAGGAAAAUGCUUUCGAUAGUGAUUUGGGGGAUGAGGAGACAUCGUGUUAUUGCAAGAAUAGGCGUUGUUUGAAAAAGGGACUAGGCAACAUUGCGCCUUGCUACUACAAUAUUCCUAUGGCGGUUUCUUUUCCUCACUUUUUCAACGGUGAACCUAGUCUGCUAGAAAAUAUCGAAGGAUUGAAGCCUGAUAAGGAUAGGCAUGGCACUGAGAUCAUCAUACAACCGCAACUCGGCAUCCCAAUGAGAGUGCGUUCACGCUUUCAAAUAAAUUUACUGAUGGGCAAUGUCAAGCAUAACCGAGACGUAUCGCAGUUCAAGAAUAUGGCAUUACCCAUAUUCUGGAUUGAAAUGGGCGUUGAGGAUCUUACACCAGGCGUCAAAAUGCUGCUCACGCUACUCUUCCGCGUCUGUCCAUGCCUACAGCUAGGGCUGGUAAUUACACUAAUCGUGAUCGGCGUUUAUUUGGUAUUCAGCGCAUUAUUAUGCUGCUUUUGGGUGCCUGCAUCAUGGAACUCUCUCAAUGCCAGCGUGGAACAAGCAAUGAGUGCGGAAGCGGGUCGCAAAUCGAAUAUGGGCUUUUUGCCGCUGCUAAAACAGCCUGCGUUAGUUGAGGUGAAAAAGUUGCCGAAACAGUCAAAAUCGACAAACCAAGCGAAAUGUGAUUACGAUGUGACAUUGCUGCCGCUGCAGCGAAACUUUAAGGCCAAAUGAAGAGUAUGAGAAA
Messenger RNA from Anastrepha obliqua, 1804 nucleotides. Its product is annotated as scavenger receptor class B member 1. The transcript is spliced from 9 exons. The record is from RefSeq and is a predicted model, not a curated record. Gene Ontology annotation, cellular component: cytoplasm; membrane. Gene Ontology annotation, molecular function: scavenger receptor activity. NCBI's taxonomy places the organism in Eukaryota, Metazoa, Arthropoda, Insecta, Diptera, Tephritidae. Bases 1 to 1791 code for a protein of 596 amino acids.